Scophthalmus maximus (turbot) is the source of this 3147-nucleotide messenger RNA. RefSeq names its product malic enzyme 3, NADP(+)-dependent, mitochondrial (gene me3). The record is from RefSeq and is a predicted model, not a curated record. The coding region runs from base 192 to 2054 and encodes 620 amino acids. Gene Ontology annotation, biological process: malate metabolic process; pyruvate metabolic process. NCBI's taxonomy places the organism in Eukaryota, Metazoa, Chordata, Actinopteri, Pleuronectiformes, Scophthalmidae. Gene Ontology annotation, molecular function: malate dehydrogenase (decarboxylating) (NAD+) activity; NAD binding; malate dehydrogenase (decarboxylating) (NADP+) activity. The transcript is spliced from 15 exons. Gene Ontology annotation, cellular component: mitochondrion.
CUGACCCGCAGCACUGACUUUGGGGGAAGUGAAACCGUCAAUGUCACAGGAUCCUGGAUCAGCCAUUCGCCGUCGAUCCCUACCUCCACCGCAACAACAUCCACUGAUAACAACAGCCACCGGCCACACGAGCACCGCGUCCUCCUGAUUGAAGUCCGGAGCUCAGCAGCGUUGCGUCGUUCUCAGGCACCAUGAACUCUCUCCCGGGCCGGGCAGCGAUGUCCCUGUGCAGGCGCACGGCAGCGGGCGGACUGAGGCCCCUGGUGGGCUCCCCAGGUCACCCCCCCGCCGGGACCCUGCCGUCGGUCGGGGCUGCCUUCUUCCAGGCGGUGCGGGUCUGCCACUCCGGGAAGAACCGCAAGCCCAGCGUGAGCACCAAGAAGCGGGGCUACGACAUCACCAGGAACCCACACCUCAACAAGGGAAUGGCAUUUACCCUGGAGGAGCGCCUACAACUGGGCAUCCAUGGCCUGCUGCCCCCUUGCUUCCUCUCCCAGGACGUGCAAGUCCUGCGUGUCAUGAAGAGCUACGAAACGCGCACCAAUCCCCUGGACAAGUACAUCCUGUUGAUGACGCUGCAGGACAGGAACGAGAAGCUGUUCUACCGCUUGUUGACGUCCGACAUCGAGGAGUUCAUGCCCAUCGUGUACACUCCCACCGUCGGCUUGGCCUGUCAGCAGUACGGCCUCGCCUUCAGGAGACCGCGAGGACUCUUUAUCACCAUCCACGACAGAGGCCACAUCGCCACCAUGCUCAACUCCUGGCCAGAGGAAGACAUUAAGGCCAUUGUAGUGACAGACGGGGAGCGAAUCCUCGGCCUGGGUGACCUGGGCGGCUACGGGAUGGGCAUUCCUGUCGGGAAACUGGCGCUCUACACAGCAUGCGGCGGUGUCCGGCCGCAGCAGUGUCUCCCAGUCCUGCUGGACGUCGGCACCGACAACCAGACGCUGCUCGAUGACCCACUGUACAUCGGACUGAAGCACAAGAGAAUCCGAGGAAAGGAGUACGACGACCUGAUCGAUGAGUUCAUGCAGGCGGUGACGGACAAGUACGGGAUGAACUGUCUGAUUCAGUUUGAGGACUUCGCCAACACCAACGCCUUCCGCAUCCUCAACAAAUACAGGCAUCGAUACUGCACCUUCAACGACGACAUCCAAGGCACGGCGUCAGUAGCUGUUGCCGGGAUCUUGGCUGCUUUGAAGAUCACCAAGAACAAACUGUUGGACCACACGUUUGUUUUCCAGGGAGCAGGCGAGGCCGCUCUGGGCAUCGCUCACCUGCUUAUAAUGGCCAUGGCCAAAGAGGGCGUAACAAGAGAAGAGGCUGCCAAGAGGAUUUGGAUGGUGGACUCCAAAGGUCUCAUCGUGAAGGGUAGAGGCAAUCUGAACCACGAGAAGGAGGAGUUUGCCCACGACUACCCGCACCUGAAGACCCUGGAGGAGGUUGUGCACACAAUCAAACCCUCCGCCAUCAUCGGCGUGGCUGCUAUCGGAGGAGCGUUUACAGAGAAGAUCAUCACAGACAUGGCGUCCUUCAACGAGAGGCCCAUCAUCUUUGCACUGAGUAAUCCAACCAGCAAGGCAGAGUGCACUGCGGAGCAGUGCUACAAUCUCACAGAGGGUCGGGGCAUCUUCGCUAGUGGAAGUCCGUUCGACAAGGUGACGCUGGCCGACGGACGCACCUUCUACCCGGGGCAAGGAAACAACGCCUACGUCUUCCCCGGAGUGGCUCUGGGUGUUAUAGCCUGCAGGGUGCGCCACAUCUCUGACGACGUCUUCCUCACCACAGCAGAGGCAAUAGCUGACAUGGUAACAGAGGAGCACCUGGCCGAGGGAAGACUUUUUCCUCCUCUGAGCACCAUACGAGAGGUGUCCUUCAAGAUAGCAGUCAAGAUUGUCAACUAUGCCUACAAGCACAACAUUGCUUCGAUUUACCCCGAGCCCAAAGACAAGGAGGCGUUUGUGCUCUCUCACAUCUACAGUCCCGAUUACGACUCGUUCUCUCUGGACACGUACAGCUGGCCGCAGGACGCCAUGAACGUUCAGGACGUGUGAUUCCGUCCAACUUCUUCUCUUUGUCUAAACUCUAAUAUUGUGCCUGGCGUCGUCACGUGCAAUUUCUGCAUCGCCCCCAAACAUACGUUGCAAUUUAUUCGCACCUUUAAAAAAGAAAUUUGUUUGUGUUUUUUUAUUGUUUCCAUAGUGCUCGUUAUUACGUUGAUGCUGAAGUGCAAAUCAAAGUGCAAAAUGUUUUGUUAUCUGCCAUUGUGUUUUUCCGUGUGAUUUGCACUUCAGGGCCGCCGUACAUUAUGGAUUAGAAGUCCCUCAAACGCUGUAUAAUACUGAAAAAAUUUAUGUCACAUGCUAUAUUUUUUGCUUCAUCGGUUCUCUGAAAGUCUGACGGAGAAAAAGAUUUGAUAUCUUUACAUGCAGCAUGUCAAAUAUCAGAAGCAUCUCCUCUGUGACUCUACAACUUAAACUACACUUCUGUCGCUACAUUUUUUUCCAGCUAAGAUGUUAUAGUAGUCAAUUUGUGUGCAGUGACUAAAAAAUGUGUUUUUGACAGAGGAAUCUGAGCUGGUGCCCGAGAAACAAAGCUGAGGUUCACAAUAACGCACAAUGCUGUCUUGUCUUGUCUCGACUCCGACGACCCAGAGGACUCGUUCUGAAGCUUAGUUCCGAAAUGAAUCCAGCAGUGCCUCUUUCUGUUACCUCAGGCAUCACUGCUCCACAUUAUCAAUAAAAAACCUCUGUAUUUUAUUUCGGUGGGUUACAAAGAUCUGGUUCAACCCCUGCAGCUGCUGUCUUUGAUAUUUUACACUUCGCUCAAUGUGCGCACAUGUUUAAACCUGCACACAGCAGUGGGCAGAAAAACACUCCAGGCAUCACUGUUUCUAUGUGUUCAGAGGAGGCAUUGUCAGGGACUGAGUGUGACCAUCGGGAUGGGGUUUUUGUGUGUGUGUGUGUUAUCAGUUAGUUUUGUACGGCGCUCUGCCUGUUGUUGUGUUUUUGGCCAAAGUUUCAGAUGAAAUGUAUCUUAUCUUAUACUCCGAUGAUAAUAUGAUGCCCAGCAAGCUUUAGUACUGAGAGACCCGCUUCAAGUUUUCGAAGGGAAAAUGAAACUUUUUCAAUAAAAGUGUUGUCGCAA